Molecule: messenger RNA, 15278 nt
Organism: Leptopilina heterotoma
Lineage: Eukaryota; Metazoa; Arthropoda; Insecta; Hymenoptera; Figitidae
Gene: unc-13
Exons: 22
Coding region: 1742-11056 (3104 amino acids)
Biological process (GO): synaptic vesicle maturation; dense core granule priming; presynaptic dense core vesicle exocytosis
Cellular component (GO): terminal bouton; neuromuscular junction; synaptic vesicle membrane
Molecular function (GO): diacylglycerol binding; syntaxin-1 binding; calcium ion binding
Source: RefSeq, a predicted model, not a curated record
CGCAAGUAGUGUCUCGAUUUUUGAAGGAAGGGGAGUGAAUGAUGGUGAGGGAUGCAGUGGGGGGGAAAGGUGAAUAUUUUGGAGAAGGGGUAAAACAGUGGUAGGGGAUAUGUUAGUAGAGAAGGUACACGUUGUGUCAGCCGGCAGUAGCAAAAGCCGUGCUACACGGCCUAUGGCCCAUCGUGGGUCGUCCUCCGCCUUUUAAAAAGAAAUAAUCGGCGCCGCGAUAUGUCGAAAAAUCAGUGGUACCCUCUUAUAAAUUCAAGGGUGCGCCAAACUUUCUGGCUCAUCCAUCAUAAAUCCACGACAAUUCGAAAUAUUAAAAUUCAAAGACGAAAAAGGAAAAUAGAUUUAUAUUGUACUGCUCUUAGAACAUAUUCUCUAUAGUGGAGUUUGCCUGUUGACCACGGUAUGCAAAGGGUGAACAACCCCUAUCGCGUUUCAGUGUUUCCGUAGUGGCUUACGACGACCUAAAUCUUAGAAGAAAUGAAGGAGACGGUGCAGAUUAAGUUUAAGGGAGCUUAAAUAACGAGUGCUGUGUGAUUAAAAAAAAAAGGGAAGAAAAAAAGUGUCGCUUUAAUCGUUCAUUAAUUUCACGGAUCUUGUGGCCUAAGAAAUUUCUAGCAGUGAAAUUUUUAAGUAUACAACAACGGAAUACUAAAAGUGAAAUUUAUCCUUAAAUUUUCAAGCUCAAAGUUUUUACUUUGAAUUUAAAUUUAAAUGCUAAUUGUGGUGUUCUGAAAAAAAGUUAAAUAUAUCUGCAUGUUUUUUCCAAAAAAAAAAAAAAAAUUUGUCUAUAAUCGUGCCGUGUCAAGAUUGUUCAACGACCAACCGAAUACUGUCAAUUACUAUUCAUAUAUUAAUCGUUCAAGUUUUAAUCGUUAAAUUUUCAUAGAUGUUUACUAAGAAUUAAAAGAAAAAAAAAACAAAGUCAUUCGAUACAAUAGUGAAUAAGGAUCAAAGUGGGAUUUGGCCUACAUUAGUGUUUCUCUUUGGAAAAUCAUCAACUAUUGUACCUGGUUCUUCUUCUCUAUAUUGAUGUUUUUGUCCUAUAUUUGAUAAUUAAGAAAAGUAUCAAUUGUUCCAUCGUUGACUGUUUAUUAAGAUCCCUGUUUCAAAAUGAGUGUUGAAGUUAAUUUCCGAUGACAAAUUAAGAACUAUCGUGAGAUCGGGAGGAAAAAAAUGCAAGGAACAAAUUGUCCUUCGAAUUCGAAGGAACAUCAACGAGUGUGUUUAGUGUUUAUAAGAACAGAAUUGAUUAUUUUCUAAGUCAAUUCAGUGAAUUGUCAGAGAAAAAAAAACUAGUUUGUUGACAAAGUUAAUAAGUGAAAUAAUGUGUAGAAAGGAGCAAACGGAAGUGGAAAAGAAGAAAACGAAAGGAGAAGAAACAAGAGAAGAACAAAAGAAAUACGAUUUUUAAAGGCACUUGUCAGAAGUUAAUUUCGAUAUGGAGCUAUUCAAAUGCAACGAACUCAUAAACUGCUUUAACUUUGACAAGCACAAAGUACCUGCACUCGAUACCAAAGCGAAAUUCAUGUUCCUCCUCGGUCCACAAGGACGUAUUUAAUUUCCCUUUGAUUCAAAGCACGUUUAGACCCUCGCGAUGAAUCGCCUUAAGAAACGUCAGGAGAUAGUUGAGUAGAUUGUAUUAGUUUAGGAGACAACAAGGAAGUCUUAGAGUCAUUCGACUCGCAAAUAACUUAACGAACAAAGUCAACGGAAUUGAGUAUAAGAUCACAACAUGGACUCGACAAAAUUAGGUGGGCCCACUGCGGAAAGUCCACGAUCACACUCGCCAGCACUUGCGAGUUACGUGAUGACAACAGAUGGGAAUAUAGAUUACAUUAUUAGCGAUUACAUGGAGAGACUUGGAACGCGCCUUAAUAUACUUGAGACUGAGCUGAAAUACGCCUGGAGAGCACUUGACCUAUUGAGUCAAGAAUAUAUUAAGAUGUGGCAGCGUUUGGAGAAAUUGGAGGGAUUGCUUUGUGAACAGCAAACCGUCAUCAGUCAACUGAUUGAGUUUUAUACAAGUGGCGGAAAUCACGAGCGAGUUAACACCGUUGAGGAAACAUUGGUCGAACAGCAAAGAUCCGAGAGUGAAUUGGAUGCUAUUGAAAAGAGUCUUGGUGCGGCAAUUGGCAUUGAAGAGACAAGUGUACUGAGGGAGAAAUUAGCACAACAGGAGCUUGCGAGAAUGAGAAAUUUGGCUCAGGAUAAUGCUGUGGCUGCUGUUGUUAAUGACAUACAAAGGAAUGUGAGGAAUUUGGAAGCUUUGGAAACACUGGAGGAGGAGGAGGGAAAUAUGCCGGAUGAGGCCUUCUACAGGAGUCUGAAUAAUGCCUAUAGGGAAGAUCUUAUUUGUGGUGAUGUGUCAAGACCAACGUCGCAAUUGGGGAUGAUUUGGGAAGAGGCGGAGGAAGUGGAGGACAGUAAUGGCAAAAAGGAAACUGAAACGGUAACGUUUGAGAAGACGCCACCAGUGCAAGAAAAAGUGGAGGAAGAGCCUAAGCAGCAGUCUAAAGAGGAAAUACAGCAAAUGACAGUGAAGAAGGAAGAUGAACUCGAAGAGGAGGAAGAGGAAGAAGAAGAACCUGAAGAUGGAGAAAUUUUCAGUGCAGCUGACUAUAAGACUUAUCGGGGCAAUGCACCCUGUGUAAGCGAACAGGAUCUCGCUCAAGUAUCAAGACUAAGUACUAUAGAUAAAGUAGCUCUUGAGAAACUUCAGGAAUUGGAUAGACUGGAGACAAAACUCCAGAAGGACUCACAAAAUAUCAUAGAACUUCAGUCUAUGUUGAGAGACUCGCCCAAACGGCAAUAUGCAACAGAGACUGAGGCUAAAUUGGCAGAAGAAGCGAGUAGCAUAGAAGAACAAAUUAGAAAGAUUUAUGCCGAACCAGACGUGGAUAGUUGGAUGUACUCCAAAAGUCCCGGAUCUACCGGAAGAUCAAUAUCCCGAGUGAGUACAGACAGUGGACUGACAACUGAUGGGGAUUUUACUACCAGAUCACUGUCACCAAGACUGUCAAGAAGUAACAUGGAUUCCAUGUCUUCAACCUACACUCCUCCUAGGCUCGCCUAUUCCUCAACUUUACUGGAAAAAAGCCCAGAACCCGUUAUUCAGUUAUCAAUCGAUGUUGGUAGUUUCGCCAAAGGCUAUGCCGAGAACAAAGAACUGACCGAUUUAAUGGUGGAAAGUUUUGCAACCGUUACAUGUGCUUCGCCUACGAUUUACAAUACAACGACAGAUAAGGUUGCGUCGCCUACACCUUCAGCUGGAAGUUUACAUAGCACUCAAAGUAUUCGCAGUGUCAGGACACGACAAGAAUUCUUUGGAAGUGCAGCAAGAUUAAAUUUAGACUUUCCAGAAAGUAGAACACCGCCGAGUCCUUCGCCAAGUUCGCCACCACCACCAGCACCUCACGAUCCAUCGGACAAUUUUCACAUUUCCACUGCUGAUCAAAAGGAUAUGGACAUUAAACGUGCACCGAGUCCAGGUUUCUUGUCAAAGUCUGAUAAAAUCGUCUUGGAACAGGGUAGACUGAGUCCACGUGCUCCACACUCGCCUAAAUCGCCAAGAGUAUCGCCAAAGCAUCUUUCAAAACCAACGUGUAACAAUAAUAUCGUAGCUGCUAAAUCGGAUUCCGGUCUUUCAUCAAUGAGUGGCUGGAGUAGUCUCGACAAAUCACCAAGUUCACCGAAAAAUUCGAUCACAAAAAUGCUGACAUCAUAUUCCCUAGACCAUCCUCGUUCGCAACUCGCUCAGACCUCGCAGUCAAUAAGAACGGCAAGUCCAAUUGCUACUAUUCAGGAAGCAAAAAGCUCAGUUAUCACUCAGGAACCUUUGUACGAUACUCCAGAAGGUAGAGACGCUUUCGCCAAUACAAAUGCGAGCCAAUACAAUGCAGUUGUCAAUCAUAUAUCAUCUCUUUCAUCAGUCAAGUCACCAGCAAUUCAGGAUGAAUACAAUUUUGUACCUCCGCCAGCGCCCGGUGUGUCCGCCACGUGUCAAAGUCCCAAGAAACGAAACCGGCAACUUAGCUUCGACGAUAUUCCAAUUGAAAGUACUGUCGACUUUCUCUACCGAUCAGAGCAACCUGCAAUAUAUUCCGUUGCAGGAAGCAAUCGAACCCAAAUGUCCAAUGUCUACACCAGUAGUUCCGGUACUUAUGGUUCAAGAACCACAUCCACUGGUUACUAUCCAGACGCAAUGGAUCAGUUCGUUAAUUACGAUGGCUACAGUGCAUCUCACUAUGGUGACACAACCUUAUCAUCAAGUCAAACCGGAAAAAUCCCAAUGCGCGCUCUAUCAUACGGCGAUUCAAUUUCAAAUCACGAAGGUUAUAAGGCUGCAAUGUACAGAAAUAGAUUUCCAACCGGAAAUAUCACGGACGCACUUUCCUAUUAUCCAACAAGUGCAAAUCUUCCACGAACUGAAACCGAGUCUUCCUGGCUCAACUCGAUAGAGAGCCAUAUACCUCACGAUUCAACUUCCUCGAGUAUCAGAUCCAUGACAUCAGAGGGAAGCUAUUCGCAGAGUCCAUACACCGACAGACGGUAUCCCCAACCCCCGGCCUAUCAAUCUCAUCAAUAUCAUCACACCUAUUCAAACCAGAGUUACGCACACGCCUAUCAACAACAAUAUCAACAGUAUCAAAUGUCUCAACGACUCGCUGCUGCGGAAAACGAACGGCAAUGGCCGAGAGAGCAUCAUUACACUCAGGAAAAUGAAACCAAAUCAACAAUCGAUCCGUCCCAACAACAAGGAGAAUUCUAUGACGCAUCAAGUGUCAUAGUCUCACAAUCAGGAUACAUCAGUAUUUCCGCGGACAUUAAAGAUCACGAAUUAGAGAACAAUAAAAAUGCUAAAAAAAUAAGAAGAGGGUCAUCACUAAAAAAUGCCAUGACCUCUAUGAGCAAUUGGCUUCCCGACCUUCACCUACCCAGAAGACAUAGAAGUCAGUCUUUGCCUGGUGGUGUCCGACGGGAGGAUAUUGACAGAACCCAACCAAAUAGAUUAGAAAUGCAAAGAGGUGGAAAUAGAUAUCAAGGGGCGAGGAAGAAGAAGAAAAAUUUAGUUUCCACUGUUUCGGGAAUACUGCAAAAAGCAAAACGAAGAAAUCAUCAAUCUUCACAAUCACUCUCCGAUCCAGAACAAUCGGAAACAGAAUGGAGCAGUGGUAGACAGAGUGGUUUAUCCGAAGAUGAAGACAGUGUCAUGUCCGAUGCAAAUCAAGAACCACCAUUCUUCGCAAAGGUUAAAUCCAGUAGUAUGAAGAAGAAAUCUCCCCAGCAGCAAAUUAUCGGUCAGCAACAAAUUCACAAUCAACAACAAAUUUUGGCUCAACAACAAAUGCACGGUCAUCAACAAAUUCCCAUUCAUCAGCAAACGCAACAAUUGAUUCACCAACAGGCGCCUCUCACACCACAACAGAGGGAAUAUCUACUUCAGGAACAGCAACGUUUGCAGGAGCAACAGCAGGCUCUGCAGCAACAAAUUCAACAACAUCAAGAGCAACUGCAAAAGAAAGUAGCCGAGGAAAAUUGGCUAAAGGAGAAGGAGAACGAGCAAAGAAAAUCCGAAUUAAGCGAAACUGAACUCUCGGAUCAGGUUUGCGGAGUAGAGGAAGAAGCUUCUGGCAAAAGCACAGGUUCGGGAUCAGGUGGCUCUACUAUAUUUCCAACUGUUGGGGAUAUAAAAAAGUCCACCGGAAGUUCGGACGAAGCACCUAACGAAAAGGCACCCAAAUUACCACCACUAAUGGGUGGAGCCAGUAUGGAAUUUGCUGUUUCUCGUGCUUUGGGUAAAUAUCGCCAGAGACAAUCCUCGACAGUAUCCGAUGAACAGGGAAGCAAUGACGAUGGUAGUAUUGACAAAAAGUCCGACGAGGGCAAUCAACUUUCAAUUGACGCCAGUUUCGAGUAUCAAGAGGACGUUUCAGAGAAAAGUGAAAAAUCCAGUGGUACCAAAGGUCCAGAAUUGGUGACUAGCAUUUCUGAGGAAGCACCACCUUCAGAGGGCAGUCCAUCAACAUCCAGCACAAGGGGUUACGGUCCACAGAUUGGUUGCACUCGUUUUUUACCCAGACAUCAACAAUCAUUGGAAAUUCCUUGGGCUGGCUCACGAAGUGGUGAAGGUGAUGAGGACAAUAGAAGUACACACUCAUACAGAAGUACAUCUCGCGUCUCAUCACGACGUCAAAGUACAGAGGAUUCAAUUGAUUCCGAAGACGAAUGGUACUGUUAUGAAUUGAGAAAACUCGAGGAACUAGAAAGACAAACACAAGUUGAAAUUGAAAUGGGUCAAGUUCUCGUCGAAGUACCCGAGGAAAAUGAACCCUUCCAACCAGGCGAGGAAGUCAAAGAACGUAUGUCAUUUGUUCUUCGCGAAUUGAAAUUGAAGGCAAAACCCAAAGAAGAUGAACAUGAGGAAAAGCGAGAUUUAAUGAAGGAGGAGACACAAACAAUUAAAAUGAAUGGAACAGUCGUGGGACGAGAAAGACGAUUGGAGAAUGGAGAGAGAUAUCGUGAUGGUAAACCAUUCCCGAAGAAGAAGCCAGUCGAGAGUGUUGAAUCUGUUUUUGCGCGAGUCACCGAUUAUCAUACAUGGGCGCAUGAGGAGGCAGCAAAGAGGGAUAAGAAAACAAUACCAAUGGAGGAGGGUUCAUCGGGUGAAACAUCAGGACCGGACAGUCCGGUUCAUUCAAUGGACGAGGAAGAGGACGAGCUGCACAAGGAUCUCGAUGAACAUCAGUCAAGAAGGAGUUCCAAUGGAUCGACACUCCGUCACAGUGAGAAGCAUCUGCAGGGCUCCGAUUCUCUGUCGCGUGAAGGUAGCGUAAGUGUACCACCUAGCGAAGUUUCAGUCAGUAUCCCUGGUGGUUGGGAUUCUGAAAGCACUGUCCUUGAAGGCGAUCGAGAUGGUGCCGGUAGCGCUGAAACUGGUACCACGGCCACGCUGAGUCUUCCAAAAAUCAAAAUUGACUCAUCGUCCUGCGGCAGUUCGGACACAACAUUGAAGGAGGGGCAAAUCAGUCCUGGUCCACCGGGAUCAAAGUGGAAGCUGCUCAAGGCACUCAAGGAGAGGAAGGCUGAAGAAAAACUCAAGGAGGUUGAAGACGCCUCGAAGGAGGCUGCUGCCCUUACUCAAGGGCCCACGGCAAAUGGCAGUGGUCCUGGAGGAGAAUCUGGUGGAAGAGCAAAUGGGCAUCCAGGAGACAAUCCCUUCUACAGCAAUAUCGACAGCAUGCCGGACAUUCGACCGCGCCGGAAGUCGAUACCACUGGUCUCCGAGCUGGUCUUGAAGACUAUGGCCGCAACCAAACGAAGUCAUGCUGCUGGUCUAACUUCCGCUGUACCUCGAGCGACAUUAAACGACGAAGAAUUGAAGAUGCACGUAUACAAGAAAACACUUCAGGCUAUGAUUUACCCGAUUUCGUCAACGACUCCUCACAACUUUGUUACUUGGAGUGCCACUUCUCCUACCUAUUGUUACGAGUGUGAAGGAUUGCUUUGGGGCAUUGCAAGACAAGGCCUGAGAUGUAUGGAAUGUGGUGUCAAAUGUCACGAAAAGUGCAAGGAUCUUCUUAAUGCCGACUGUCUUCAAAGAGCUGCUGAGAAGAGUUCGAAACACGGAGCAGAAGAUAAGGCGAACAGCAUUAUCACCGCCAUGAAGGAAAGGAUGAAGCAGAGAGAGCGGGAGAAACCGGAAAUCUUCGAGCUCAUCCGCACUACGUUUUCAGUCGACCCGGACACUCAUAUUGACAGCCUCGAGCAGGCCGAACAGAUGGUCCUUGAGGGUACAAGCAAGUGGUCCUGCAAAAUCGCCAUCACAGUGAUCUGCGCUCAAGGAUUAAUUGCCAAGGACAAGAGUGGAACAUCUGAUCCUUAUGUCACAGUUCAAGUGGGAAAAGUGAAGAAAAGAACGAAAACCAUGCCACAAGAAUUAAAUCCCGUUUGGAACGAGAAAUUUUACUUCGAGUGUCACAAUUCGUCAGAUCGAAUAAAAGUUCGAGUGUGGGACGAGGACAAUGACCUAAAAUCAAAAUUGAGGCAAAAGCUAACUAGGGAAAGUGACGAUUUCCUGGGUCAAACGAUCAUUGAAGUACGAACGUUGAGCGGUGAAAUGGACGUGUGGUAUAAUUUGGAAAAACGAACUGACAAAAGUGCAGUCUCAGGUGCAAUCAGACUUCACAUAAGCGUUGAAAUUAAGGGCGAAGAAAAAGUGGCACCUUAUCACGUUCAAUAUACAUGUCUUCAUGAGAAUCUCUUUCACAGUCUAUGCGAGGGAAAUAGUGGAAUGGUCACAUUACCCCAGGCAAGGGGCGAUGACGCAUGGAAAGUGUAUUUUGAUCCACCUGGCGAGGAACUUGUCGAUGAAUUUGCAAUGCGUUAUGGAAUUGAAAGCAUUUAUCAAGCGAUGACUCACUUUCAUUGUCUUUCAACAAAGUACCUUUGUCCGGGUGUACCGGCAGUGAUGUCAACACUUUUAGCAAACAUUAAUGCCUACUAUGCUCAUACAACAGCAAGUUCUGCCGUCUCAGCCAGUGAUAGAUUUGCCGCCAGUAACUUUGGGAAAGAGAAAUUUGUCAAACUACUGGAUCAAUUGCACACAUCGUUGAGAAUCGAUCUUUCAAUGUAUCGCAACAAUUUCCCAGCGUCGAGUCAAGAGAAAUUAAUGGAUCUAAAAAGUUCAGUGGACCUUCUAACAAGUAUCACAUUCUUCCGAAUGAAAGUUCAAGAACUCACGAGUCCACCACGUGCAAGUACAGUUGUAAAAGAUUGUGUCAAAGCAUGUCUUCGUUCAACAUACGAAUUUCUCUAUGGAAAUUGUUACGAGCUUUAUGCACGUGAAUUUCAAGUUGAUCCAAGUGAGGCGAAACGUGAUCCCGAGGAACGUGGUCCUGGCGUUGAAUCACUUGAUUUUUGGCAUAAAUUAAUUGCACUUAUUGUCUCAGUAAUUGAGGAAGAUCGUACAAGUUAUGCACCUGUUUUGAAUCAAUUCCCACAGGAAUUGAAUAUUGGACAAUUGUCAGCAGCAACAGUUUGGUCAUUGUUUGCAAUGGACAUGAAGGGUUCAUUGGAUGAGCAUGAGCAAGUGAGAAAGUGCAAAUCAUCGGCGUAUAUGAAUCUACAUUUCAAGGUGAAAUGGCUCUAUACGAAUUAUGUUCUCGAUGUGCCUCCCUUUAAAGACGCUGUACCAGAAUAUCCAGCUUGGUUUGAACCUUUUGUUAUGCAGUGGCUCAAUGAGAAUGAUGACGUUUCUUUGGAAUAUCUUUACGGGGCCUUUAGUAGAGACAAAAAAGAUGGGUUCCAAAAAAGCAGCGAGCAUGCACUUUUCAGCGUUUCUGUGGUUGACGUUUUCACACAAUUAACUCAGUGCUUCGACGUCGUGUCCAAAUUAGAAUGCCCGGAUCCUGAAAUCUGGAAGAGAUAUAUGAAAAGAUUCGCUAAAACAAUUGUCAAAGUUUUAGAAGCGUACGCAACAAUUGUCAAACAAGAAUUUCCUAGUCAUCUCAAAGACGAGCGAAUUGCUUGCAUUCUGAUGAACAAUAUUCAACAACUGAGGGUACAAUUAGAGAAGAUGUUUGAGUCAAUGGGUGGAGAGAAAUUGGAGCAAGAUGCAUCAGAUAUACUGAAGGACUUGCAACAACAAUUAAAUGGAGCCUUGGAUGAUCUCGCUGUACUCUUUGCAAAGAGUCUUGAACCAAGAAUAACAGUAUCCGUCCGAGAACUUGGAGACUUACUGCUAUCAAUAAAGGGUGGUGGACAAAUAAAUCAAGCAAAUCAGAGAAAUAAUAUUGGUAACGUUAGUGUCGAAGCUGACGAAGUAUUGAGACCAUUAAUGGAUCUACUCGACGGAAGUUUGUCACUUUAUGCCCAGUCUUGUGAGAAGACUGUACUCAAGAGAUUGCUCAAGGAAUUAUGGAAGAUCGUUAUGAGAAUUCUUGAAAAAACUGUCGUCCUCCCGCCAAUGACUGAUAAGAGUAUGAUGCUCAAGAAUCUGACCGACAAUGCAAAGAAUUUAGCGGCGAAUGCAAAGAUCGAGGAUAUGUCGAGGCUAUUCAAGAAUCACAUGGCAGGCAAGCCAGACGUGAAAGGAGCAUUCAGUGGUGUUAUGGAUAUCUCAAAGGAGGUGGAAAAGAAUUUAUCGCCGAAACAGUGCGCAGUCUUGGAUGUUGCCUUGGAUACAAUUAAAAAUUACUUCCACGCUGCUGGCAAUGGUCUAAAGAAGACGUAUCUGGAAAAAUCACCCGAAUUACAAAGUCUUCGAUAUGCCUUGAGUUUGUACACACAAACAACGGACACACUCAUUAAAACCUUUGUCACAACUCAAAUCCUUCAGGUGCCUCUGAACGAUGCGACAACAAUGAAUCAACGUCAGCGCUCGAUGAGCAGUGAAAGGGGUGACGAAGGAGAGGGACUCGAGGGUAUGGAAAGCCUCGAGGAACCUCUUCGCCAGAGCAAGCCCCCUCUCCGUCGGGAGAGUCGUCAAGAUACCGCUGGUUCUGAUGAAGGUUCCGUGGGUGAAGUAAGCAUUCAAGUAGAUCUUUUCACACAACCUGGUACAGGAGAACAGAAAGUUAGCGUAAAAGUUGUUGCUGCGAAUGAUCUAAAAUGGCCCGAGUCAGGUGGAAUGUUUAGGCCAUUUGUUGAGGUCAAUUUGAUAGGUCCACAUCUAGCAGACAAGAAGAGAAAGCACGCCACCAAGUCUAAGAGCAAUAACCUGUCACCGAAGUUUAACGAAACCUUCCACUUCAUAAUUGGAAGCGACCAGACUCUGUUGGGCUAUCUGGAAUUGCACAUAUGCGUGAAGGAUUAUUGCUUCGCACGAGAUGAUCGUCUAGUGGGUGUAGCAGUGAUGCAACUAAAAGACAUCAUGGAACAAGGCUCGUGUGCUUGUUGGUUGUCACUCGGCAGACGAAUUCAAAUGGACGAGACGGGUUGGACAAUUCUGCGAAUUCUCUCUCAAAGGAACAAUGACGACGUCGCUAAAGAAUUUGUCAAGCUGAAAAGCGACAUUAGACAAGAAAAUCCACUCCCGAAUCCAACUUGAAGCGGUGAAGCAACAGACGAAGUAAUUUAACAGCAGUACAACUGAAUCCUUCGAGCUUCGAAAGAGCCUGAAGGUGUGAAAUAAAAAGGAAAGAGGCUUUGUCCAAGUCCCUGAAGAUGACUACUGGACCCGAAAGGACUGGGGGUCCUUCCAAUGCACAAAGCCUUGCCAAAGAAGACUGAUAAGAUCCGCACUUCGAGCAUCAUCUUAAAAGGAAACAUGUCAGCAAAACUCGGAACUCCUUAAUUCCAAUGUUUUUCUUCGACAAAUAUUUUCUACUAAAAAAAAAGGAUCUUGUCCAUUGACUAGUUCUUCCCACUUUUUCUACCGAGAGCUUCAAAUCCAACAUUUUGGAAAACAAAAGGCGCGCGAAUCACCAAAAGAUGAAAAUAAAAAAAAGAAUUUAGUCAAGACAAAUUAAAAUGGAGCUUCGAAUUAUUCUUCGUCGAGGCGCAUUUGAAGAACAAAGUGUCUCACAUAAUACGUACACAAGAAAGGGUGAAAAUACUGCUGCCAGUACGCAAUAUUUUUAAGGUAAAAAAAAGUGAAUCUAUGAUCGAUAUAAAUAUAGAUGAUUUAAGUGCGUUGAAAAUUUAAUGGAGGGACAUGUAAUUUUCGCCACUUUCGCGAAUAGUGGCGAGUGACUCGAAAACAAUAUAAGUAGAUAAUUUUAAGUAAUAUUAAUAAUAAUGGGUCUUCGUGACGACUCGUUUCAAGGCACACUUAUUAAAAUUUAAGUAUGCAUCUUUUAUGGAUGACGAUGUAAUAAAAUAAGGAAGUUGACGCUGAGUGUAGAAUACGUUUUUGCUCAUCUCUACGACCACUUCCUUGUAUUAAGAAAGAAUGUGUCUAAUGUAGAUAUAUGAUGAUGAUGCGUUGUUGACGAAGAAUUUUUUCUAAUACAGACUAAGGUAGCAUUGCGUACGACCAAAUAGGCGCAUCUUGGCGACACUCAUGAUGCGCCGCUAGUUAUAAUAGACAUUAACAAUGUAAAGAAUGUUCUUAUCCGUAAAUAAAAAAGUAUCGAGUCGAAAAGUGUGUCUGCCGCGAUGAAUGCAAAUAACGAUUUCGGAUUUUUCUUUCUCUCGUACGAACGUCGUAACAAUAAUAAAAUGUAAUUUUCGAAGAAUGAGUUGGUAAAGGACAUCAAUAUAUGUUUGUCCUCUUUCUUCUCUGUCGGUAACAUUGACGUCGAAUGUCGCAACCAGUGGCGCUAUUUAUACACUGGAACAUUACUAAUUCAACUCCAUUGAAUAAUAAUAAAAAAAAUUUUAAUGUAUUUUAUUAUAAUAGUGAUUUAGAAAACUUAAAAACAAAUUGCAUGAUUUGAAAGAAGAAAAUCGUUGAGCAGAAAAGUUUGCAGUACUUUAUUUUUAGUGAAUUUUAUUUAUGAUAAUUUAGUACUUGUACAAGAAUUAUUAUAUUAAGUUUCUAAUUUAGAAUUGUGAUUAAAUUUUUAUUAUAAAUAUUUUCCUUUCAUGAAAAUAUAAUUUGAAAUAUGUUUAUACAUUUUUGAAUCUUUAAUAACUGUCGAAAUAAAGACAAGUAAAUAAAUGUUCAAUAGUGAUUUAAAAUUUUGUUUUACCCUGCACACUAAGUUUCUUUAUUGGCGAUGAAUGGAGAGCGCCACUGGUGGCGAUAUUCAACUAUCAGUCGAAUUUAAUUUUAAGGAGAUUAAAUAUGCGUCAACGCACAUUGAAAAUAGUUUACAUGAGAGAGGAAAGGAUAGGUAUAUACUUUGUCCUUUUCUAUCGCAUAAAAAUUUUACGAUUUGUGUUUUCCAAUGCUUUGUGCAUUCUUUCAAAAAAUAUUUUUCUUCAAAAUAGUCAAAGAGAAAAGAAAAGAGAAAAUUUCUAGAAAAAUAUUUUGCUUUAAAUUUAUAAUAAAAAAAUUGUUUCUAAAAAACAAGUUCGUACGAGACAAAGACAAACAAAAUUCACUAAAUCCGAGAAACAAAUGCACUCUUAAUUCGAUUGAAUUUCAUCGUUCCAUCAACAAUAUUCCAAAAUCUUUUUUAUCUCAACUGAGACAAAAGAUUCUUAUGACUCAAUCCAAUUUCUACUCUGUAGUAUAAAAAAAAUAAUUGUGUCUAGCAUUUAUCGUUAACGUAUAAUUAUACGAGUCCAGCGCGGAGUAUAUCAUUACAGACUUUACAGAACUAAUACGAGCUAUAUCGAACAUUAAAAAAUAUUAGUUUUCUCAUUUUCACUAAAUUUCUAAUACUAAUUUUAUUCUUGUAAAUAUUUCUCCUAAAAAUCUUCUCCCCCCCCCCCAAAAAAAAAAUUCAUUCGAAUCUUAUCAUUAUACUAAUUUUUCUUUUGUCGUGUAAAUUUUUCCUCUGCCUAAAUUAUGGAUAUAGAGAUAUGAAAAAAGGCUGCAUUUAAUGUCGAUUUUCUCUCAACGUUCAAAUGUAAAUAAAAUAAUUAAUUUGAAAAAAAAAUUCUCUAAUUUGUAAAUUAUAUAUCGAUUUGACGUAUUUUCUAAAUGUUUGCAUUUGAAUGAUGAUAAUUAUCGAUUUAAAUUUUCUUCUUACUCUCAGCUUGGAUUCUUAUCUUGUAAGCUAUAAAACAAAAUAUCUCGUGUAUUCUGUGAUAAUUACCCCUUAAAUAUACACGUUAAAUUCUUUGUAUGUAUACACAUCAUUCUAAAAAAAAUACAUGACACUGUACACUCACUUUGUACAUUUGACAUUAAAAAAACAUUUCCAUCCCAGUAGCAGGAGUAUUUUUCUCUUUUAGAAAAAAAAACAACAUUUUGAAUCCUAUAUUCUAUACGUAUACCACCCAUGAUGCGAUAAGAGAAUGAAAACACAUGGCAAUGAUUGAAAAUACUCUGGAGGAUUUGAAGAAUUAUUUUAUUUUCCUUAGUUCUUUAAUUAAAUAUUCUAAAAAAUUAAUUUUUUUCCCUGAAAUGUACUUUUUAAAAAAAAUUGCCUCGAAAAAGUUUCAAAUUCCGCGACUUUGAAACUUAAAUAUACUCAUCGAGUCUCCAAUCUAUGAACUGUAGAAAAAGCAGAAAAAUUGUGGCGGGAAAUUCAAAUAACAAUUUUACAAUUCUGACAUAAUUGAAGAAUUUAGCAAAAUUUUGAAAUCGAAUUUACAAAAUUUUCAAUAUUUUUGAAUUCUACAAUCCUCUGGAGUAAUAAAAACCAAGAAAAAAUGAAGAAUUCUGCGAAAAUAGUGGGAAAAAAAGAAUUGAUUAUUACCCAUAAAAAUAUACACAAUUGUUGACAAUACUAUGCUUGAAAAUCAUAUGGCGCGUAUGUACUGUACCUAAUAUAAAAAAAAUAAUUAAAAAAAAAACAAGAGAAUGCUUGUGUUUUUCGUAAAUAAACUGUGACUGUGUGUUUAUUAGGUAUAAUUAAAAUGCGUACCUUGAUUUUUUGUCGCUCAUGGUGAGUGUUAUACUAUUUGUUAUAUUAAAGAAAGAAAAAUUUUGUUUUGAAAAUAAAAUCAUUGUCAUUAUACACACUUUCGAAAUCUAUAAUAGAACCCGCAGUGUAAUUGUUAUCCCAUACCAAACACGCACAUUCAAUGUACAUUAACAUUUACAUCCAUUACAUACUUGAAAAAAAUUUUUUUUUUUUAUUUCCUUUCAUUCGUUCACUCGCUCUAGAAUGCUCUUUCCAAUAAACUGCCCCUCUAUGAAAUUUAUUUACUUUUUUUAAACAGAAAAUAUUAAUUUAUUUAAUAUUAAUAAAUAAAUAAAUAAUAGAAUUCAUUUUUAAAAAUUUGUACACUUCUUUUUAAUAAGUACUUCUAUCGAAAGGAAUUUAAAUAUAUUUUGUAUAUUCUUUUUGUUCUUAUAAUCAAAUGAAUACAUAUCUGUGAAAAAAUAUUUAAUAUUUUAAUCUAAAAUUGAAAAAAAUGGUAAAUUUCUAUCUCUAUUGUAUAAAUUUGUAGUUUAAAGUUUUUUACAAUUUUAAUUUUUAAAUGCGUCUAGUUUCUCAUUUUCUUUGAAAAAAAAGCAAAUUGAUACAUUUUUUUAAACGUCAAAUUAAAAAUUCGUAAAAAGUAAUUUUUUUAAUCGAAUUGUUAUUUUUCUUUGCACAAUUUUCAAAUGAGCAUGUACGAGCCAAUUCGCUUCUAUGUAUAGUUGACGGAAUGUGAAUUUAAUUAUGUAAAAUCGCAAUAAAUUUCAUCAAAUUCAAAUUUUUAUUUCGUUACAUGUACAUUAGGGGUACUUGAAAAAGAAUUUAUUACUUCUUAUUAUUGAAUAUAUU